GCUCACAACCGCCCCCCCCAAGAUGGCGGCGGCCAUGCCGCCUCCCGCCGCCGCUGCCUCUUCCUCCUCUCCCGGCCCUUCCCGCCUUUUUUAACGGCCUUGCUCCCCCCGGGACUUCCCCCGGGGCUUCCCCGAGCCCUUCCCGGCCCCACCGUGAGGGCGCGGCCAUGGACGGGCCGGGCGCGGCGGCGGCGGCGGGCGCGGGGCCCGGUCCCAACAACGUUCCCGCCUUCCUCACCAAACUCUGGACGCUCGUGGAGGAUCCCGACACCGACUCCCUGAUCUGCUGGAGCCCCAGCGGGAGCAGCUUCCACGUGUUUGACCAGGGCCAGUUCUCCAAGGAGGUUCUGCCCAAGUACUUCAAGCACAACAACAUGGCCAGCUUUGUCCGGCAGCUCAACAUGUACGGCUUUAGGAAGGUGGUGCACCUGGAGCAGGGCGGGCUGGUGAAGCCGGACAGGGACGACACCGAAUUCCAGCACCCGUUCUUCCUGCGCGGCCACGAGCAGCUCCUGGAGAACAUCAAGAGGAAAGUCACCAAUGUGUCGUCGCUGAAGGGGGAGGAGGUGCGGGUGCGGCAGGACAGCGUGGCGCGGCUGCUGGCCGACAUGCAGGCCAUGCGCGGGAAACAGGACAGCCUGGACUCCCGGCUGCUGGCCAUGAAACAUGAGAACGAGGCUCUGUGGCGCGAGGUGGCCGCCCUGCGCCAGAAGCACGCGCAGCAGCAGAAGGUCGUCAACAAGCUGAUCCAGUUCCUGAUCUCCCUGGUGCAAUCCAACCGGAUCCUGGGCGUCAAGAGGAAAAUCCCCCUGAUGCUGAACGACGGCGGCCCCGCCCAUUCCAUGCCCAAGUACGGCCGCCAGUACUCCCUGGAGCACCACGGCAAUUCCAGUUAUUCCGCCCCGGCCCCGGCUCUGUCGGGCCCCGCUCUGUUUGCGGCCGAUCCCGGCCCCAUUUCCGGCCCCAUUUCCGGCCCCAUUUCCGGCCCCAUUUCCGGCCCCAUUUCCGGCCCCAUUUCCGGCCCCAUCAUCUCGGACGUGACCGAGCUGGCGCCGUCCAGCCCCGAGGGCUCGCCCGGAGGGAGCCUGGACGGGAGGAGCAGCCCGCCCAUCCGGAUCAAGGAGGAGCCGCCCAGCCCCGCCCGGAGCCCGCAGGGGGAGGAGCCCAAGGGCGCCGGGAAUUCCGGGAAUAAUUCCGGGAAUAAUAAUUCCGGGAAUUCUGGGAAUUCCGGGAAUAAUUCCGAGACGCCGCUGUCCCCGUCCACCUUCAUCGACUCCAUCCUGCGGGAAAACGAACCCGGAGGCGCCGCCGGGACCCCCCAGCCCCCGGAAAAGUGCCUGAGCGUCGCCUGCCUCGACAAGUCGGAGCUGAACGAGCACCUGGACACGAUCGACUCCAGCCUGGACAAUCUGCAGGCGCUGCUGAGCACGCACGGCUUCAGCAUGGACAGCGCCCUGCUCGACCUCUUCAGCCCCUCGGUGCCGGUGCCGGACGUGACCCUGCCGGACCUGGACAGCAGCCUGGCCAGCAUCCAGGAUCUCCUCUCCAACCAGGAGCAGCAGAAACCGACGGAGAGCGAGCCCGGCGCGGGGGACUCCGGGAAGCAGCUCGUUCCCUGCACGGUCCAGCCGCUGUUCCUGGUGGAUUAUCCCAAAUCCCCAUUUAUCCCAAAUUCCCAAUUGAAUUCCCAUUUUUCCAGGGAAGCAGCUCGUUCCCUGCACCAUCCAACCCCUAUUCCUGGUGGAUUAUCCCAAUCCCAAAUUCCCAUUUUUCCAGGGAAGCAGCUCGUUCCCUGCACCGUGCAGCCGCUGUUCCUGGUGGAUUAUCCCAAUCCCACAUUCCCAAAUUCCCAUUUUUCCAGGGAAGCAGCUCGUUCCCUGCACCGUCCAGCCCCUGUUCCUGGUGGAUUAUCCCAAUCCCAAAUUCCCAUUUAUCCCAAUUGAAUUCCCAAAUUCCCAUUUUUCCAGGGAAGCAGCUCGUUCCCUGCACGGUCCAGCCGCUGUUCCUGGUGGAUUAUCCCAAAUUCCCAUUUAUCCC
Molecule: messenger RNA, 2037 nt
Organism: Zonotrichia leucophrys gambelii
Lineage: Eukaryota; Metazoa; Chordata; Aves; Passeriformes; Passerellidae
Gene: HSF1
Product: heat shock transcription factor 1
Exons: 13
Coding region: 168-1943 (591 amino acids)
Biological process (GO): regulation of DNA-templated transcription
Molecular function (GO): DNA-binding transcription factor activity; sequence-specific DNA binding
Source: RefSeq, a predicted model, not a curated record